Prorocentrum cordatum is the source of this 1070-nucleotide messenger RNA. The record is from the annotation of a GenBank genome assembly. Lineage: Eukaryota; Dinophyceae; Prorocentrales; Prorocentraceae.
CUCUACAUGAGUGCUUCCAGUUUCCUGGUAAUGCAGCGCUUCUCCCUGCUGCUCCGCCUGUGGUCUCGCUGUCGGCCGCAGAGGUGUCUCUUCCGUCAACGCCUCACGGCACAACAGAUGUUUGAAACCCGCUGCUCGGCGUUGAGUACCAUGAGGCCUUCCCCCAGCAGUCAUGAUCAUAUCUCGGCCGACCUUCGCGUGGAUGAACAAUACCAAGUUUAUCGCGAGAGGUGCGCGUUCGAAGGGUCGAAAGGCCUACUUUCGCAAGUUUGGGCCCGCCCACAAUCAGUGGGGCAUGAUGAAGGAUAUGUUGAACGAGCUGGUGCUUGAGCAACGGAUCGAGGCGACACUCCCCAAGUGCAAAGAGUUGCAGCAGUACGCGGAGGAGAUCGUUUUCCUGGCGAAGAAGGGCACGCCGUAUCACGAUGGCCUGGUGGAGAGCAUGUUGACAUCACCCUCGGCUCGGCACAUCCUCUACGAGAGGAUGGUCCCUCGCUACAGAGACCGGGCCUUCCACUUCACGCGCAUCGUGAACACGUGGCAGUACCGCAUACGCGACGCGGCGCAGAUUGGCCUGAUCGAGUACGUGGACCGGCCCGGCGAGCUCCGGCCCGCGGCGCCGGUGGGCGCCGCGCGGGUGCAGCACGUGGCGUACGAGUUCCUCGCCACCCGCCGCGGGCGCCGGCGGCACCUGACCGAGCUCCAGGAGCACCUGGCAAAGGGCAGGGGGGCCGUGGCGCUGGACAGCGGCGUGCUGGAGAGGCGCCCCAUGGGGGCGCAGGCGGCGCCGAGGCAGCCGGCGCAUCCUCGCCGGCCAGCGCCGCCACCGCCGCCACCGUCGAGUAGCUCGCGCGCAGGACACCCGCAGAGCGGGCUGGCGCGUCCGGCGGGGGGGAGAGCCUGACUGGCCCGGUUGCGAAGCAGUGAGCGGAAAACAGCUCGACAAUUCUCGGCUUCUCGCGCUGGGCACGUUGUCCCAGAGGUUGGGAUUGAAGUUGGGACGAGGGGCUUGAGUCCGUUGCCUCUCUUGACGAGGGGUUGAAGUGUUCAGCGUUGCAGUAAGAAGGUGC